Messenger RNA from Recurvomyces mirabilis, 3327 nucleotides. It is a transcript of the gene CHS2, whose product is annotated as Chitin synthase, class 2. NCBI's taxonomy places the organism in Eukaryota, Fungi, Ascomycota, Dothideomycetes, Mycosphaerellales, Teratosphaeriaceae. Gene Ontology annotation, cellular component: cell septum; cell periphery. Bases 1 to 3327 code for a protein of 1108 amino acids. The record is from RefSeq and is a predicted model, not a curated record. Gene Ontology annotation, molecular function: chitin synthase activity. The transcript has a single exon.
AUGGCCGCACCAGACGGCUACGGCCCUCCACCAGGCUACCCUGGAGAUAAUGACGACACGCCUUAUGCCAACCGUAAUAAUGGCUCGUCCAUGCGACUCCUGACUCAGAGCGACGACGGCAGCUACCAGCCCGCACAACCUUCACCCACUCAGCGCUCGCCGUACGAUCUCUUCUCCGGUGCUCAACAUCGAUUAUCGGGCGAGACAGGCCGACAGGACAUCCCACAAGCCACGCGCGUGACAGGCAACGACAGUGACCUGAGCAGUCUACUACGAGAGGUCGAAAGCGAUCUCUCCAGCGCACGACCGUCUGCCCCUCGUACACGAACAGCAAAGGUCCGCUUCAAGAGCAAGGAUAAGACACCUCCGAGCACGAUACUAGAUCCAAGUAUCGUAUCUGCGCCGCUGCUUUCCAGACACGGCUCAGUUCUCGACAACGCUCCACAAAUGCCACCUCCUACCGCUGAGGCUCCAGCAUAUUCGCCAUACAGACCGUCGUCAAGAGGCUCGCAGUCGCCCAGCCGCCCACUCUCGCCGCUGAGAAGCUCUGUGGACUACAGUCGGCCACCUGCCACGAAUGUACCAUACGCGCCAGCAGACAUUAAUGGUGGGCCUCGGCCAGGCACGCCUUCUUCACACUAUGGCUCUCCUCGGAGACCACUCCCACCACAGCCACUUUUUGCGGGUGGGAGACCCCCAUCUUUCGACAUGGGUGAAGGUGCGCCAGCAACAUCGAGCGUCUCGAUCGAGCCUGAUGCAGACGAUCCUUUUGGCCCAGCAACUGUCGCCACAGAGGAGACACUAGAUGAUGAGGACAGCGAUCCUACACGCCCGCCGCUUAGGCCACACGAUAGUUUCGUGUCGACCUCGACGGUCACCGAUAGUAUCUACGAUGAGAAAGAUGCGGAACUUUAUGGUCCGGCGCCUACAGGCAAGCAAGAGCGUAGAGGCGCAAGACAGGCUCAGAUGGCGACAAAGGAGGUCAGACUGAUCAAUGGCGAGCUCAUUUUGGAGUGCAAGAUUCCGACAAUAUUAUACUCCUUCCUGCCACGACGAGACGAUGUCGAGUUCACCCACAUGCGCUACACUGCUGUGACUUGCGAUCCAGAUGAGUUUCAAGACAGAGGCUACAAGCUGAGGCAGAACAUUGGUUUCACUAGCAGAGAGACCGAGUUGCUGAUCUGCAUCACAAUGUACAAUGAGAACGAGAUCGACUUUACUCGGACGAUGCACGGUGUCAUGCGCAACCUUUCACAUUUCUGUAGUCGUGCCAAGUCGCGCACCUGGGGCAAGGAUGGCUGGCAGAAGAUCGUGGUUUGUAUCAUCUCGGAUGGGCGAGCGAAAGUGCAUCCUCGGACACUGGAUGCCAUCGCCGCUAUGGGCUGCUACCAACAUGGCAUCGCCAAGAAUACAGUCAACCAGCGCGAAGUCACUGCUCACGUCUACGAAUACACGACUCAAGUUUCCCUCGACGCCGACCUCAGAUUCAAGGGCGCUGAAAAAGGCAUUGUGCCUUGCCAGAUGAUCUUCUGCCUCAAAGAAAAGAAUGCCAAGAAGCUGAACAGCCAUCGUUGGUUCUUCAAUGCAUUCGGACGAGCACUUCAACCAAAUGUGUGCAUCCUGCUGGAUGUCGGCACCAAGCCUGGAGACGACUCAUUGUAUCACCUGUGGAAGGCCUUCGACCGCGACUCGAGCGUGGCGGGCGCAGCAGGAGAGAUCAAGGCGGCAAAGGGCAAAGCGUGGUUGCAGCUUCUGAAUCCCCUGGUGGCCUCUCAAAACUUCGAGUACAAGAUGUCCAACAUCCUUGACAAGCCCUUGGAGUCAGUCUUUGGGUAUAUCACGGUCUUACCUGGUGCCUUGAGUGCCUACAGGUACCAUGCUCUACAGAACGACGAGAACGGUCACGGUCCGCUAAGUCAAUACUUCAAAGGCGAAACACUACAUGGACAGGACGCAGACGUCUUCACCGCGAACAUGUACCUUGCCGAGGAUCGUAUUCUAUGCUGGGAGCUGGUGGCAAAACGUAACGAGAGAUGGGUGCUGAAAUAUGUCAAGGCUGCGACUGGUGAGACUGAUGUCCCGGAUGCAGUACCAGAGUUCAUCUCCCAGCGUCGUCGUUGGCUCAACGGUGCCUUUUUCGCUGCAGUAUACUCGCUACUACACUUCCGUCAGAUCUGGAGCACCGACCACAGCAUUGCACGGAAAAUCCUGCUCCAUAUCGAAUUCAUCUACCAGUUCGUCAGCUUGCUCUUCACAUUCUUCUCGCUCGGCAACUUCUACCUGACGUUCUACUUUGUCGCUGGCUCCCUUGGUGACCCGAAGAUGGAUCCCUUCGGCCACGGCAUCGGCAAAUAUGUCUUCGGCUUGUUCAACUAUGUCUGCGUGCUCCUGAUCAUGAUGCAAUUCGUGCUCUCCAUGGGCAACAGACCGCAGGGAGCGAAGAAGAUGUUCUUAGGCUCGAUGAUCACUUUCGCUGUGAUCAUGGUGUACACCACGUUCGCGUCGAUCUAUAUCGUCGUUAGGCAGCUGACCGACAAGGACAACCUCCAGUUCGGCAACAAUCUCUUCACCAACAUGAUCGUAUCCUGUCUAUCCACCAUUGGAUUGUACUUCAUCAUGAGCUUCCUAUACCUGGACCCUUGGCACAUGUUCACCAGCUCAGCGCAGUACUUCGCCUUACUACCGAGUUACAUCUGCACACUACAAGUCUACGCUUUCUGCAACGCGCACGACGUGACCUGGGGAACCAAAGGCGACAACGUAAUCACGAAAGAUCUCGGAGCCGCGAAUUCCGGCAAGAACGGUACAGUCGAGCUCGACAUGCCCUCCGAACAACUCGAUAUCGACAGCGGCUACGACGAAGCCCUACGCAACCUCCGCGACCGCGUCGAAGUGCCCCAACCGGGUGUGAGCGAGUCUCAACAACAAGAAGAUUACUACCGCGCCGUCCGAACCUACGUCGUUAUUGUCUGGCUGACCUGCAACGCCAUCCUCAUCAUGGCCGUCUCACAAGCCUACAGCGGCACGCACAUCAAGAGCAACUUCUACCUGAAAUUCAUCCUCUGGUCUGUAGCCGGUCUGGCAUUGUUCCGUGCGAUCGGAUCCAGCACAUUCAUGCUCAUCAAUGUCAUCCACUCCAUUGCGGAGGGGAAGCUGAAGUGGGCGAAUAGGAGUAGUAAGAAGAGUGUCAUUAGUGGGUCGAGUCGGAGCUCGGGCUGGACGAGCAAAAUGAGUAUGCCGGGUUGGAUGAGCAGUGGUGGGAGUUGGGUUAGUAGUAAGGUUAGUACGUGGACGCCUAGUAGUAUCGGCAGUUCGAUUGGGCGAUGA